Messenger RNA from Gekko japonicus, 3635 nucleotides. RefSeq names its product phosphomannomutase 1 (gene PMM1). The coding region runs from base 33 to 809 and encodes 258 amino acids. Gene Ontology annotation, molecular function: phosphomannomutase activity. NCBI's taxonomy places the organism in Eukaryota, Metazoa, Chordata, Lepidosauria, Squamata, Gekkonidae. The record is from RefSeq and is a predicted model, not a curated record. Gene Ontology annotation, cellular component: cytosol. The transcript has 8 exons. Gene Ontology annotation, biological process: protein N-linked glycosylation; mannose metabolic process; GDP-mannose biosynthetic process.
AGAAGAAGGGGGAGAGCCGGCGGGGCUGCGCGAUGGCCGUCCCCCGGAGCCGGGAGCGGAUCCUCUGCCUCUUCGACGUGGAUGGGACCCUCACUCCGCCUCGCCAGAGAAUUGAGUCAGAAGUAGCCGAGUUUCUGGAAGAGCUCCGUAAGAGAGUGAUGAUUGGUGUGGUGGGAGGCUCUGACUACACCAAGAUUGCAGAGCAACUGGGAGAAAGGGAUGAAGUCAUCAACAAGUUUGAUUAUGUCUUUGCGGAAAAUGGCACUGUGCAGUACAAGAAUGGACAACUAGUCUCCAAGCAGGCUAUCCAGGACCACCUUGGAGAGGAACUUCUACAGGAACUGAUCAACUUCUGUCUCAACUACAUAGCACUACUAAAGUUGCCCAAGAAACGAGGGACCUUCAUAGAAUUCCGCAGUGGAAUGUUGAACAUCUCUCCCAUUGGUCGAAGCUGCACCAUGGAGGAGCGAAUAGAAUUUUCAGAGCUGGACAAGAAAGAGAGGAUCCGAGAGAAGUUCGUAGCUGCCCUGCAGAGGGAGUUUGCUGGCAAGGGCCUGAGGUUUUCCCGAGGUGGCAUGAUUAGCUUUGAUGUCUUCCCAGAGGGCUGGGAUAAGCGCUAUUGCCUCGAUAUCCUUGACGAGGAAAGAUUUGAUAUCAUACAUUUCUUUGGGAACGAGACAACUCCUGGUGGGAAUGAUUAUGAAAUCUAUGAUGAUCCUCGGACAGUAGGACACAGCAUCCAGUCUCCCCAUGAUACCGUCCAGAGGUGCCGGGAGAUCUUCUUUCCAGAAACCGUGAAUGAAUCUUGACUCACAGGCUUUCUGCUGCUAUUCUUCACCACUCUAAGAAGACCUUCACUCACUUCAUGAAAGCACCUUCUGGAUCCUCUCAGGGCUCCUCUGAGCCCAAAGGUCAAAAUGCACUUUGAAAACAGAUUGGCGUGUCAAAGGAUGAUAGUUCUGAAUCAUUAGUAGCAGCACCUCUUGGGAUUUGCAGAAUCAAAAUGUUGGUGCCCAUCUAUACACACACACCCCAAAGAAAAAACAGGGUAUAGUUUUAUUCUUAAAGGGAAACACAUGGUAUUCUUACUAAGGCCUUUUGGGGUAAGACAAUCAUCAUGGCCUAACCUCCCCCCACAUUCUUACAAACUAAUAUAUUUCUGAGAUUAAGGUCUGUAAAGAUUAUUUUUUUUAAAAGAAGGAGUCCUUGGGUUUUCAAAAUUUGGGACUUGUUGCAUAUUUUUAUAUUGCUGAAUAGUCAAGAUGGUCAGCAAAACUGGAUUUAAACAAACUGUUAUUUUAAAAGUAAGUAAUGGCCCUGAUCCAUGUCUAAUGAUGUGAUGUGCAUUGAAACAUCCUAUCAAAAGCAACAAGAUGUAGUCCAGGGCAUCCUUGCUAGGAUGCAGGUCUGAUUUACACCUGUGGUUCCUGAGCUAGCAAGCGAUGCAUUUCUAGAAUGCUGCUUCUUCACAUGGAUCUCUCUAACUGAACUGGAAUGAAUCAAGAAUGCUGCUAUUUUCUUAAACAAAUCAAAAAUUUAAGCUACUUUAAUUGAAUCAAGUCUCAACUGGUCUGAGAACACCCUUAGGGAGGUAGCAGCUUUAGGCUGUAACAGAAAAGAAUAGGGAAUGUAAGAACUUGUUUUAAAAAAAAAGCCAUUGUUUGAAUUACAUGUUUAUUUGGCACCAUUUAAAAGGUGUUGGUGUUAAAGGUAGUUGAGGAAUAGAACUGUUCGCAGACUGCAUUCCAGACAUGCUGACAUAUUAAUGACUCCAGGUGAACGAAAUAGGAUUAAUUUAUAGGGAAAUGUUUACAGUUGCUGCAACUUUUCAUCUUUGCUUCACCACUAAACGGUUAACCUGGGUUUUGGUAAUGCAGUUUGCUUCCAGCCUUGUCUGCAUAGGAAUAUUAAAUUCUGAUUAGCUGAACUGCAAAAAGUGAGUAAACUUUAGUGGGUAUAGCCAAAUUGUCACAAACAUAAAUCUGGUUUAAAGGUAUCUACGUGUAAACCCUGUGUGGAACACUAUUAACAUAGACAAAAAUUGGUUUUUAAAAUGUAAGAAUUAUUCUGUGGGUAAUUCUAUAUCCAUCCAAGCUUUCUUUACUAAUUCUAAAGAAAUGGGGGAGGGGGGGAUUGGCUGCUGUAACACAGCAAGGUGAUUUUAAAGAAAAACUAUGACAAGAAUGAUAGUUAAGCGCAGAAGCUGCACUCUCUGUGUUGUUGCCUCUCCUUGAAUACUGUCCAGAUAGGAUUAUACACAUUCCACAUACUGUGCUGCAGUCCUUGAUACUGGCUUUUGCCUUUAGAAAAUCUAGCUCCUAGUCCUAAUGUCGUCGUCGUCGUCUUCUUUUUUUUGCUGUCAAAUCACAGACAACUUGUGGCAUCCCGUAGGCCUUUCAAGGCAAGAGGCAUUCCGAGGCAGUUUACCAUUGGGUGCUUUUGCAUGAUGAUCCUGGACCUCUUUGGUGGUCUCCCAUCCAAGUACUAACCAGUGUUGAUGCUGCUUAGCUUCUAAGAUCUGACAAGACUAGGCUAGCCAGGUCAGGGCCAUGUUUGCAUGAAUAGUGUUUUAAAAAAAUAUCGCAAACCUUAACACCAUAGAAUUGUAUGUUGGGGGUUUAAAUCCCCCAAAGGUCUUCAUUGCCUUCUCCAUGUUUGCUCUACUUUCAUCAUUCACCCUACUUCCAGAAAUAUCCCAGACUUCUUAAAACAUUGUGCAUUUAUGAUUGGCAUUGUGGUAUAGGCUAACACCUUCUUAUGCAAAUGAUUCUUAGCAAUAUAUUUAUGCUAUUUCCUGUAUUUUUAAAGCAGGUUCAGCUAUGUUUUCCAUUGUAUUGAGAGUGCUUACACUCUUCAUUGCCAGUAACUUUUGCAAUUACCUAGAAAUUGAGAAUUUAGGCACUGUAACACUUCAAGCAGUUUUGACAUUAGUGAUCAGUGGCCACCAUCAGAAGAGUGUGUUGCACCAAGAGUGUGUUCAUGCGGUUAAGAUGAAAGCUUUCGGGGGGGAAAGCCACAUUUGCAGCAUCUAUGCAGGGCACCCUCCUAUGAAAUACCCGAAGGCUGCCCUUUGCCAUUACCCUCCAUUGUGGAGAACACUUUGAGCUGGUUUUAGGAGCAUGGCAUGAUCACAUGCAGUAAGACACCAAAUGUGUGAUACCUCCUGACACUUGCUACCUGUAAUGCUUACUUGGGUGCCAUAAGUAAGUGAAUAGAUACAUGAAGGAAAGAAGAAGAGGAAGACAGCAAUGAUGGUGUGUGUGUUGCAUCAGUUACAUGUACACUCCUGGAUGUCUGGCUUAUUCAUAACACUGUUUCUUCCUUUUGAAGAGGGUGAUUGUUCAGGCAAUGAGUCUCUUCCUCCUCUCACAUACACACACCAACAUUUAGGUGGCAUACAGAAAGGGGUUUGGGAGCAUAAAUAUGGCUGGAUUUCUAAGGUGGAUAUGUAUAUGUGAAAACCAGGUGUGUAUUGAUAAGCAGAUAAACUGCCGCAUUUUCUGUCCACAAGCUUAUGCUAUAUGGCAGCAAGGUAUUAAAAUUAGACUUAUUUUUUUAAAUAUUGAACAGUCUUAAUGUGAGGCUUCUGUAAUUGUAGAUCAAUGUUUGUGUGACCUGCCCAGAGGUAAAUACAC